Messenger RNA from Neolamprologus brichardi, 3998 nucleotides. The record is from RefSeq and is a predicted model, not a curated record. NCBI's taxonomy places the organism in Eukaryota, Metazoa, Chordata, Actinopteri, Cichliformes, Cichlidae.
AUGCAAAGUGAUGGUGCACGCCAGUGUCUGGGAUUGGCUGGAGGGAGGGCCCCACCUUUGCGCUACUUCCUAAUAGCCCAGGAGGUUCACCUGAGGCUUGUGGAAGGACACCCGCUGAGCUCUCACAGGUGUGGUUCUGCAGGGGAACGAGAGGGGACGCUGCAACCACAGACGCGAUGCCUGCAAUGUGGGGACACGCUGGAGUGGUCAGAGGAACAUGGUGUCCUGCUGGGCUGUUCCUGCUGCUCUACAGUAGAUGAGACUCUGGAGAAUGUAGCCAGGGGACUCGGCAGCAGAAUGAAGAAAGAGAAGAGCCACUGGGCAGCUGGCAGAGUUGGUGACAUUGACUUUCUCGGUCCGACUAAAACAAGAGGAAAGUUUGUGAGGGUGCGCAGCAACACCGACCCAGUGCUGAUCUACCAGAUGCUGACAGAAGAGUGGGGUCUUGCUCCUCCACACCUGGUGGUUGCAGUAGUGGGAGGAGAUGAGGUGGCUCAGAUGAGGCCCUGGCUUAGGGACACACUGAGAAAGGGACUUGUGAAGGCUGCACAAAGCACAGGGGCAUGGAUUUUGACUAAUGGCCUUCGCUUUGGCAUCACCAAGCACUUAGGCCAGGCGGUACGAGAUCACUCCUUGGCCAGCACCUCUUCUAAAGUUCGUGUUGUGGCCAUUGGCAUUGCUCCCUGGAACAUGAUCCACAACCGAGAGGCACUACUCACAGCCAAGGUUGAUGAACCCGCAGUAUACAAGCCUCAAGACUUGCCCCAUGGAUCAGUGUAUUCCCUGGACAGUCACCACUCUCACUUUGUUCUGGUUGAGGAAGAUCCCAACAGACCCGGAGCCACCAGUGAAAUGAGGGUGAAGCUGCUCAAGCAUAUCUCUCUUCAGCGCACAGGUUACGGAGGUGCAGGAAGUUUUGAGAUCCCUGUUCUGUGUCUCUUGGUCCACGGAGAACCCAGGAUCCUAAAAAGAAUGUAUAAAGGCAUUGGCAAUUCGACACCAUGGCUGAUCCUGGCAGGCUCUGGAGGUGUGGCUGACAUCCUUGUCACACUGAUGAAUAGGGGCUGCUGGGAUACGGACAGCGUUCAUGAGCUGCUGCUGGACACCUUUCCAAAUGCCCACCACAGCACAGACAUCAGUAACUGGGUCAAGCUGAUUCAGAAGAUACUUGAUCACGAGCAUCUCCUCACUGUCCAUGACCCGGAACAAGAGAGCUCUGAGCUGGAUACAGUCAUUCUCAAAGCUCUAGUCAAAGCUUGCAAGAGCCAAAGUCAAGAAGCCCAAGACUUUCUGGAUGAGCUGAAGCUGGCAGUGGCCUGGAACAGAGUGGACAUUGCAAAGAGUGACAUUUUUAAUGGAGAUGUGGAGUGGAAGGCUUGCGAUCUUGAAGAGGUGAUGAUGGAUGCACUGAUCAAUGACAAGCCAGACUUUGUUCGCCUUUUCGUGGACAAUGGCGUGAACCUGGGAGAGUUCCUUACCUAUGGCCGUCUUCAGGAGCUUUACUGGUCUGUCUCAGAGAAAAGCCUCCUUCACAACCUGCUCCUCAAAAAGUACGAGGAGAAGCAGCUUCUGCUCGGAGCUGCCAGGACACAUGGUCCACCCGUGCACCAUCCUUCCGAGCAAGGAGACCGAAAACCCCGCUUCACCCUCUAUGAGGUCGCCAAAGUGCUGAAAGACUUUCUCCACGACUCUUGUAAAGGCUUUUACCAGAAGACUCCCACGGAGAAGCCAGCAAAGGGUCGACUGUUCCACACCCAGAAGAAUCUGGCUGAGUUAGAGGAGCGCUGCGAGCAUCCUUGGCGAGAUCUCUUCCUCUGGGCGGCCCUUCAGAACCGGCAGCAGAUGGCUAACUACUUUUGGGCCAUGGGCCCUGAGGCGGUUGCGGCAGCCCUGGCGGGUUGUAAGAUUCUGAAAGAGAUGGCACGACUGGAAUCUGAGGCUGAGUCCGCACGUAGCAUGAAGGAGGCCAAGUAUGAGCAGUUUGCCCUUGAUGUCUUUGGAGAGUGUUACUCCAACAGUGAAGACAGGGCUUAUGCUUUGUUAGUGAGGAGAACACACUGCUGGAGCAAAUCUACAGUCCUUAACUUGGCAACUGAGGCAGAUGCCAAAUCCUUCUUUGCCCACGACGGAGUUCAGGCUCUGCUCACAAAGAUUUGGUGGGGGUCUAUGUCAACAGACACAGCCAUCUCCAAACUUGUGGUGUCUUUCUUCUGUGCACCGCUCAUAUGGACCAACCUCAUAAAGUUCAGUGAUGAAGAACUUGACAAUCGUAAUGCUGGCAAGCAGUUUGCGGAGCUGGACAGUCUGGACACAGAAAAGGCUUUACUUCUAAGCGAUGAUGAUGAUGACCCUCUGGACUCUUCACCUGGAGGUCAAGCAGAUCAGAGCUGCGCCUCUGUUUGGUGGCGUUUCUUAUUGCGUCGCUGGCGUCGCUUUUGGAGCGCUCCUGUAACGGUGUUCCUCGGCAAUGUCAUCAUGUAUUUUGCUUUCCUCUGCCUCUUCACUUACGUGCUCCUUCUAGACUUCCGCCCGCCGCCGCCUCUUGGCCCUGGAGCACAAGAGAUAAUGCUCUACUUCUGGGUCUUCACAAUGGUGCUGGAGGAACUUCGACAGAGCUUCUUCACUGAUGAAGAGAUGAGCAUCUUAAAGAAGUUUAAACUCUACGUGGAGGACAACUGGAACAAGUGUGACAUGGUUGCCAUCUCACUCUUUGUUGUUGGGGUCUCCUGCAGGAUGGUGAAUGACACCUACGAGGCGGGAAGGACAGUUCUGGCCAUUGAUUUCAUGGUGUUUACUCUGCGUCUCAUCCAUAUCUUUGCCAUUCAUAAGCAGCUGGGACCCAAGAUCAUCAUUGUGGAAAGAAUGAUGAAGGAUGUCUUCUUCUUCCUGUUUUUCUUGUGUGUCUGGCUCAUUGCAUACGGAGUUGCCACCCAGGCUCUCCUCCACCCCAACGACCAAAGGAUUGACUGGGUGUUUCGCAGAGCGCUGUACCGUCCCUACCUGCACAUUUUUGGCCAGAUCCCUUUGGAGGAGAUAGACACUGCUCGCAUGCCUGAAAUGAACUGCACCGAUGACUCAGACGAGAUUAUCGAGGGCCUGCGGCCACCAUGUCCCAACAUCUAUGCCAACUGGCUGGUCAUCCUGUUGCUGGUUAUCUACCUCCUCGUCACCAAUGUCCUGCUAAUGAACCUCCUCAUUGCCAUGUUCAGCUACACAUUCCAGGAAGUGCAAGGCAACACAGACAUCUUAUGGAAGUUCCAAAGAUAUAACCUGAUCGUGGAAUACCACAGCCGUCCAGCACUGGCCCCACCCUUCAUCAUCAUCAGCCACCUCUCUCAGCUCUUCCUCAGCCUGAUUAAGCAGCCGGAGUCCAAGCAGGAACGUCUUGAGAGGGAGUUGCCGGCGGGGCUGGACCAGAGGCUGAUAACAUGGGAGACGGUGCAGAAAGAGAAUUACCUGGCCAAAGUAGAGCGUCAGCACUGGGAAAGCAGCGAGGAGAGACUCAAGAGCACCUCCUCAAAGGUUCAAAGCUUGCUGAAGACUGUCAGUGGAUUUAAGGACCAAGAGAGACGACUGGCAUCCAUGGAAAGUCAGGUCAGAUAUUGCGGAGAGGUGCUGUCCUGGAUGGCUGAGUGCUUUGCUCAGAGCACACUCAAAUGUGGGAAGGAUGCGCCGAGAGUUCCGACGUCUCUUGCAGGCGACAAGACAGAUGGCGCUGCUGCAGAUGCAUCUCAAAGUCAAACAGCGAAUGAAGCGAAGCAAGAAGAGAAAACAAAACCGGGACAUCCAGGAUAUGGGGCCAACAAAAAAUUUCCUUACAUUGAUGAAUAAAAGUGAUAAUGGCUGCAUACAGACAGCUGAAGAAUACUGAGAGAGAUGAAAAAUAUUUUUUAAUCCAAUAAGGGGAAAAUGGACCUUAAAUGAGUGAAAUGGUGUUUUAUUUAUAAAAAUAUUGGGUCCUUUAGAGGAAAACAUUAAAUGUUCCACUGUGGUAACUG